AUGGAAGGCAUAGUUUUUUCAUUAGAUUAGAAAAAAUAUGUAGAGUGUGUUUAAUCGAGUCCGAUUCAAUGUUUUCAGUCCAUAGUGCUUUAUUAGAACAAAAUUGUGAAAAUAUACCAACAAUUGGAGAAAUUCUUACAAACAUCUCAAAUAUAAACGUUGAAGAUCAAAAAUUACCAAGUAUGAUAUGUGCCAAGUGUAUCAACAGUGCUCAUAAUGCUUACAAAUUUCAACAACAAUGUAACAAAUCCCAAAUAGUAUUAGAAACUUAUUUACAACAAAUUAAAAAUAUGGAAAUAAAAGAAAAGUUCGAAACUAAUAAUACAAUCGAUUUAAAUGAAAUAGCAGCUAUUGAAAACACUCUCGAGAAACAGUGUGAAAAUGUUUCAGAUAGUGGCAACUUGGUUUCGGAUGGAUUAAUAAAAGAGUUCAUACAUGAUGAAUAUUUACCAAAUGACGAUUUAAAGGAUGGAGAUGAAAGCGAAGACUGUGAUGAUCUGAAAAGUUGUAUACCAUUAGGAGAAGAUACUGUUGAUCAAUUGAUAAAGGAUAACUUUAGAGUUGAAAAUUUAGAACUUAUAUCUCCAAAAUUAAAUUUUUGCGGCUUAAACUUAGAUGAAAAACAUUCCAAAUCAACUAAAAACGAAAAAGGUAGUAAAGACGUACCUAGCAUGAAUUAUUAUAAAAGUUUUGGAGAAGAGGAUGGUCAGGAGGUAUAUACCUGUAAUAUUUGUGUCAAGUCCUUCAAGUUUCCGAACAGUUUAAGAGUGCAUUUAAAGUCCCAUGAUGAGGAAAAACCAUACGUUUGUACACAAUGUAAAAGAGGUUUUAAAGUAUAUUGUGCCUUAAAACACCAUAUUCGUAGUCAUUCAGAGGAGCAGCCAUUUGAAUGUAAGGAAUGUGGAAAAAAAUACAAACACUCUGGUACUCUAAUUGCACAUAUGAGAAUACACACAGGUUCCAAACCAUUUUUGUGUACCAUAUGCGGUAGAGGGUUUAGACAAGCUCCAGAUCUUACUUAUCAUAUGAGAACACAUACUAAGGAAAAACCAUACAUGUGCAAUGUUUGUGGGAAAACAAUGUCAAUGCAAUGUCAUCUUGUCCAACAUAUGCGAUCACAUACUGGAGAAAAGCCUUUUAAAUGUUCGGAGUGCAGCAAGGCUUUCCCCUCAUCAACAAGACUGAAACGCCAUGCAAUCGUUCACACAUCUCUAAAACCAUACAAAUGCACGGUGUGUAAUAAAUCAUUUAAUAGAAGUAAUAGUUUAAAAGUGCAUGCAAAAACUCAUUCGGGUGUUAAAGCUUAUACAUGUUCAGUUUGCAACAAGAGCUUCACAUGGGCGCAUUCUUUUAAGGCACAUCAGUUAACUCAUGAAAAGACUGAAAUAACGAAAGACAAAGAUAACGCAGUGCGAACCACUAACAGAACUUUAUCUCAAAUUAGCGAUAGUCCAUUAUCGUCCAUUAAUGAGAAUUCUGUAUUGCACACAAAUGAAAGUUCUUUAUUGAAUAGAAAUGAUAACUCUUUAGUCGAAUUUACAGCCGGUGCCACUUAUCCAAACGACAAUGUACCACUAAAUGAAUCUUUUGUCAUAUUCACCAAUAGCAAUGAAGAAGUUGGUAACGAAGCAUUCCAAAUAUGUACAUAUGCUACUGGUGAGAGCGAUUUAUUGGAAACAUUUACCUUGUAUUCAUCAGAUACAGAUCAAAAAAGAAGUUCUGGAAAUUCGUAA
Molecule: messenger RNA, 1733 nt
Organism: Diabrotica balteata
Lineage: Eukaryota; Metazoa; Arthropoda; Insecta; Coleoptera; Chrysomelidae
Source: the annotation of a GenBank genome assembly